Molecule: messenger RNA, 2154 nt
Organism: Aspergillus puulaauensis
Lineage: Eukaryota; Fungi; Ascomycota; Eurotiomycetes; Eurotiales; Aspergillaceae
Product: fungal specific transcription factor domain-containing protein
Exons: 3
Coding region: 1-2154 (717 amino acids)
Biological process (GO): DNA-templated transcription
Cellular component (GO): nucleus
Molecular function (GO): DNA binding; zinc ion binding
Source: RefSeq, a predicted model, not a curated record
AUGCAAAAUCGCAUCACUCGCUUGGAAGAUCUAAUUCUGGCUUUGAUGCGUGGUGAUUCCAAUACCGAUGGCUCAAGCGCGGGAGCUGCCACCCCUGUGGCUGGGACUGCGACACCAGACGACAAAGCGACCACACAAGGUCAAGACGGUAAUGCUCGUCUUGGUGGCAACUUGGCCAACUCUCUGGGCUACCUCAACAUUGACCCAAACCAGGGGAACUCGAAGUACAUCAGCCAAGAGCACUGGCAAACCAUGUUAUCAGAAGUUUCAGAGGUCAAGGCCUACUUUGCCAACCACGAGAGGGAACUGGAGACAGGACACGAGCGAGUCAGUAUGUCCAAACCAGCAAGCAGUAGAGAAGGCCUUAAUUUCCUCCUCGGGGCCGUGCCUCCUGCGACCGAGGUCGAGCUACGAGCGCAGUUGCCGCCCAUGUCGACUGUUCUUGCGUUGUGUUCGCGGUACUUUAACUCGCUGGACAAUCCUAUCAUUAUUGUGCACCCGCCGACAUUUAACCAGCAACUACAAAGACAUUGGGAAGACCCGUCCAAGACACCAAUCAUGUGGCUAGGCUUGCUCUACUCCAUCUUGUGCCUCGCGAUGUUGAGUUACCAUAAAAUCGGAGAUGAGCCCAGUGAAUGGGAAGGACAGACGUUAAAACUGGCGGGUGAGUACCGGUUACGAACCGUGCAGUGUCUGGUUACAGCGGACUAUACGAAGCCAGUGGAAAAUACGGUCGAGACAAUGCUGCUCUACGUCUUUGGCGAGUUCUCGGCGCGGCCUGACAUCGAUCUGGGGCUGUGGCUGGUUGUCUCACUGGCCACCAAACUUGCCUUCCAUAUGGGAUACCACCGCGAUGCAAAGUGGUUCCCAUCAUUGACGCCGUUUCAGGGUGAAAUGAGACGGCGGACGUGGGCUUUGCUAAGAAUAGCUGACGUGAUGUUUUCUCAUCAGGUGUCACUGCCUAACACAAUCCACAGUCACCAGUGUGAUACCCAUGUGCCUACCAAUCUCUAUGACGGGGACUUUGAUCCCGGAACCCAGAUUCUGCCUCCAUCUCGCCCAAACAACGAGCUCACGCCGACGGCAUACAUGAUCGCGAAGGUGCAAUUAUGCAAAGAGAUGAGCGACAUCCUACAGGUGACAAACCGUGUGGAUGGCCCGGUUCCGUACGAAGAAAUCAUGCGCCUCGAUACCCGGCUUCGUAAAGUCUACCAGGAGCUCCCCGCGCAUCUGCGAGUCGUGCCAGACGACGGCCGUCACGAAUCAAUCACAGUAACCAUGGCAAGGUUCAGCAUCAACGCGCUUUACCUGAAGAUCAUUUGCCUCUUGCAUAGAAAAUACGUGCCUCGCGCGCGGCAAAACCCCCAGUACGCUUAUUCGCGCCGGAGCGCUGUCACAGCCGCGUCAGAGACGCUACGCAGCCUCAUCACUCUGCAUGACGAAUCAAAAGAUACUAGUACCAGUACCAGUACCAGAGGAUCUCGGCCGCUAGAGUGGUUCCUGAAGUUAAUGGCCACCAAGGAAUUCCUCGUCUGCGCGAUGCUUGUGGCGCUGGACCUCCACUAUGACUGUAUUGCUGAGCGGAGCAUUGACGAAAGAAUCCAGGCGACGGCGCAGUUCUGGACAGUCAAACAACGCGCGGAGUUGCUGAGCAAUUUGAAAACAAUUCAUGGGAUUUGGGAGGGACUAGCGGGUGGCUCGACGGAGGCUCUGCAGGCUUCUAAUGUGCUUGACAUCAUGUUACAGAAAAUCAACAGCCCCGCCGCCGCAGUGCGGACUACACAGGAGACGCCGAUCACGAGCAGCAGCCAUCCCCAUCCUCUGAAAAUCAAUACUUUCCCCAUCGAACAGCCGGAGCACACGAGUGCAAUGAUGCUAGACCCGCUUGCACCAGGCAUGAUGGCAAGCACAGCCGCGGCAGGCAGUGCGGCGCAAGGCUUUAGUGCUCCGCUCAACAUGGACUUUAGCAGCAUUCCGUAUGGAGGCCUGGGGGACGCCGGCGAGGCGAGGGCGUCCGGGUCGCUCUCGGGGUUUCCGAGUCUCAUGGCAGGCAGUGACUUUGCCGAGGACUUUGACUGGAAUGCCUUUGAAACCUUCACUCAAGGAGGAAAUUGGGGAGGCGGUGAUAUGUUUCAGAUGUUUCCCGGGUCAUAA